Molecule: messenger RNA, 6960 nt
Organism: Passer montanus (Eurasian tree sparrow)
Lineage: Eukaryota; Metazoa; Chordata; Aves; Passeriformes; Passeridae
Gene: ADGRB2
Product: adhesion G protein-coupled receptor B2
Exons: 33
Coding region: 1844-6493 (1549 amino acids)
Biological process (GO): negative regulation of angiogenesis; G protein-coupled receptor signaling pathway; cell surface receptor signaling pathway
Cellular component (GO): plasma membrane
Molecular function (GO): G protein-coupled receptor activity
Source: RefSeq, a predicted model, not a curated record
GCCCCCGCGGGCACGUGCGGCAGGCAGGUGGCAGCCGGGGCUUUGGGGGGGCACCUGCGAGCCCUGGGGGUGGUGGCACGGAGCGGUGCCAGGCGUGCCUCCCGCGUGUCCCCGCGCCGGUCACUUGUUGAGGACGGGGAGGUUUUUGCGCAGCCGGCGCGGGGGGACCGGCGGCAGCGCGGCGUGCGAGCAGCCCUUCCCUUUUCUAGGUCAUGGCACUGCCGGCUGUGCUGGCUGCCGCCUGGCAGCCGGGGCCGCCGGUGACGCGGGGAGCUGGCCCCGGGGUGGCCGGGCUGUGGCAGAACGCCUGGCCCGGGUUCCGUGCGGGGCGCACGUGGAGCCGGUGGCACGGGGCCGGCUCUGAGCUGUGCCACCGGGAUUGGUCCCAGCGCUUGGGGACACGUUUGUCCCUCCUUUGAAGGCCGUGGCUGAGCUGAGGGGGGUCAUGGGGAGGCACCCGGCUCCGUGGGCUCACACGGGGAGGAGCGGGGUGGCGCAGCUGUUGUCACUGUCACCGUCACCGUCACCUGGCUGCUCUCUGGCCGCCCUCAGCGGGGAGGGUCUGCUCCCCGUUCCCAGCAGGGCUCCUUGGUGAUGGCACGGUGGCAGUGGAUGUGGGGCUGGCUGUGUGGCAGUGCCAGCCCCGCUGUGCCAGAGCACGGAGCCUGGCAGCAGCUCCUCUCCCAGGCCUGCCCAGUUGCCUGUCAAGCCUUGUCACCAGCCCCUGCUUUGAUCCAAGGAGCCAGGAUCCUACAAAUUCGGGCUGUGCUGGAGAGAAAACGGACACGGAGCGGGCACAGCGGGCGCUCGCUUUCCAACUGGGAGCCGCAUGGCAGAGGGGCUCCAGCGCUGGCUGGGACACGCUGCCAGCUCUUCCCAGCUCCUUCUGGUUCUUCUCAACACCUCCAAGGACCUUUGGCAGUGGAAUCUUCUGCCUGGAGUCGCUCCUUGCCAUGCUGGAGAUGGCACUGGAGGUGCUCGGCUCUUGCCGCUGCUGGAGAGCUCUGCCCUGGCACCAAGCUCCUGCUCACUGCCGUGGGAUUAAUGGGAUUUCCACCAGCCAGGGUGUGCCCAUUGCUGCCACAUCCCCACAUGCCAUGGGGAUUUUCAGAUGGGAUGGGAGCUGCAGGAUGGACUCCCCAUUUCCUGGAGGAAGAUGAUGCUCCAGCCCCGCUCCAGCCCCGCGCUGCUGUGAUGCCUCAACGCUUCUCCAUGGGAAUUUGGACUGAGGCCCUACAAACUCCCUUCCUACCACGGGCCCGUCCUCUAAUGGGGAUGGGGAUGGCUCGGGGCCACCUGGCUGGGUUGCCAAAUGUCAGAAGCUCUACGGCUCCCCGCUGCUCACAAGGGCCAUCGUGUCCCCCUGUGCUGCUCCUGUCUGUUCCUUCUUGAUGGCCUCCAAGAGCAGGAAGGAGCCAGGCCCCUUCUCCUCCCUGGAGCACCCCGGAGGCUCGUGGUGAGGCUGGGUCUGGAUGAGAUGAUGGGUACAUUAAAAUCCCCUUUUGGGGUGAGAACAGGUCCUGCUGCCAGCGCUGGAACUCAGAACCCCUCUUUGGAGCCUUCCUGGCUCCAAGAAUGGAAUGGAGCUGAUGGAAAAGAGGGACUCACAUCCUAAGGAUGUGGAAGAAACUCCUUGGAAGAGGCCGUGGCAGCACCGUGGCUGCUGCAGCUGAAGGGGGGCUUUGCCUCCAGGGACCCCCCAGCUGCGCAGGGCCGGGGGGGGAGGCAGCACACGCCGUUCCCUGGCAGAGCAAAUCCCUAAUCCCGGCGGAGAUUCCUCUGUGCUGUCUCCCGGCCCUGCUUUUGGAGUGGAGUUUUACCAACAGCAGGCAAAUGCCAUAGGAUGACCGCUGCUGGUCCCCUCUUACUGGCUGUGAUUUCGUCUGUCCUGUGGCUCACGCGGGGCUUCGACCCGGCUCCCAGCGCCUGCUCCGCCCUGGCCUCCGGCGUCCUCUACGGCUCCUUCUCCCUCAAGGACCUGUUCCCCACCAUCUCCUCGGGCUGCUCCUGGACCCUGGAGAACCCCGACCCCACCAAGUACUCGCUCUACCUCCGCUUCAACCGGGAGGAGCAGGUCUGCACGCACUUCUCGCCCAUGGUGCUGCCGCUCGACCACUACCUGGCCAACUACACCUGCGACCCGCGGGGCGAGGCCAGCCCCGCGCCCGCCCGCCCGCGCCCCGAGCAGCCGCAGGAGGACGAGGAAGACGAGGAAGCCGAGCUGGAGCUGUGCGAGGGCGCGGGGCCCUUCACCUUCCUGCACUUCGACAAGAACUUCGUGCAGCUGUGCCUGGCGGCCGAGCCCGAGGCGGCGCCGCGGCUGCUGGAGCCGCAAGCGCUGGAAUUCCGCUUCGUGGAGGUGCUGCUCAUCAACAACAACAACUCCAGCCAGUUCACCUGCAGCGUGCUGUGCCGCUGGCUCGAGGAGUGCCUGCAGGCUCCCGGUGCCCGCCGCUGCGGCUUCACCCACGCCGGCUGCAGCUGCCAGGCCGAGAGCCCUCCGGGCCCCCGGCGCGCCGGCACCCGCGCCCCGGCCCCCGCGCCCACCCCGGCGCCCGCCGCGCCCGACUGCUGCCCCACCGAGCUGCAUUCCGAGAAUGCCAACGAGCUCGACCUGCCCGAGGUGCCGCGCGGCAAUGCAGUCGAGGAGAACCAGAAGGUGAAGACCCAGUGGCCACGGUCAGCAGAUGAACCCGGGGUCUACAUGGCCCAGACAGGGGACCCUGCGGCGGAGGAGUGGUCGCAGUGGAGCGUGUGCUCCCUGACGUGCGGCCAGGGCUCCCAGGUGCGGACGCGCUCCUGCGUCUCCUCUCCGUACGGGACGCUGUGCAGCGGGCUGCUCCGGGAGACCCGCACCUGCAACAACACCGCCACCUGCCCAGCUCCCGGCGCGUGGGAGGAGUGGUCCCCGUGGAGCCUGUGCUCGGUGACCUGCGGGCGAGGGGCCAGGACCAGGACGCGGCGCUGCGCGGCCUCGCGGCGCGGAGGGAAGGCCUGCGAGGGCCCCGGGCUGCAGGCCAAGCCCUGCAGUAUCGCGACCUGCCCGGUGGAAGGGCAGUGGCUGGAGUGGGGCGCCUGGAGCCGCUGCUCCGUCACCUGUGCCAACGGCACCCAGCAGCGGACGCGCAGGUGCAGCGUCUCGGCCCACGGCUGGGCCGAGUGCCGCGGGGCCCACGCCGACGCCCGGGAGUGCUCCAACCCCACCUGUCCCACAGACAGCAAGUGGGGUCCUUGGAACCACUGGAGCCUCUGCUCCAAGACCUGCGACACCGGCUGGCAGCGGCGCUUCCGCAUGUGCGAGGGCACGGGCAUGCAGGGCUACCCCUGCGAGGGCACCGGCGAGGAGGUGAAGACCUGCAACGAGAAGAAGUGCCCAGCCUACCACGAGAUGUGCAAGGACGAGUACGUGAUGCUGAUGACCUGGAAGAAGACGGCUGCCGGGGAGAUCAUCUACAACAAGUGUCCCCCCAACGCCACAGGGACUGCCAGCCGCCGGUGCCUGCUGAGCCCCCAUGGGGUCGCCUAUUGGGGUGUGCCCAGCUUCGCCCGCUGCGUCUCCCACGAGUACAGAUACUUGCAUCUCUCACUGCGGGAGCACCUGGCGAAGGGCCAGCGGGUGCUGGCAGGGGAGGGCAUGUCCCAGGUGGUGCGGAGCCUGCUGGAGCUCAUGGCCCGCAAGACCUACUACAGCGGGGACCUGCUCUUCUCCGUGGACAUCCUGCGCAACGUCACCGACACCUUCAAGAGGGCCACCUACAUCCCGUCCUCCGAGGACGUGCAGCGCUUCUUCCAGGUGGUGAGCUACAUGGUGGACGCCGAGAACCGCGACAAGUGGGAGGACGCCCAGCAGGUCUCUCCCGGCUCCGUGCACCUGAUGAAGGUGGUGGAGGACUUCAUCCACCUGGUUGGGAACGCGCUGAAGGCUUUCCAGAGCUCCCUCAUUGUCACCGACAACCUGGUGACCAGCAUCCAGCGGGAGCCCGUGUCCGCCGUGUCCAGCGACAUCAACUUCCCCAUGAAGGGCCGGCGGGGGAUGAAGGACUGGGCCCGCAGCUCCGAGGACAAGCUCUUCAUCCCCAGGGAGGUGCUGAGCCUCGCCUCGGCAGAAGCCGAGGAGUCGUCGCACUUUGUCAUCGGGGCGGUGCUGUACCGCACGCUGGGGCUCAUCCUGCCCCCGCCCAGGAGCCCCCUGGCCGUCACCUCUAAGGUGCUGACGGUGACGGUGCGCCCGCCCACCCGGCCCGCGGAGCCGCUCGUGCUGGUGGAGCUGUCCCACAUCAUCAACGGCACGUCCCACCCGCAGUGUGUCACCUGGGACUACUCGAGGACGGAUGCUGGCUUGGGAAACUGGGACACGGAGAGCUGCCAAACCCUGGAGACCCUCCCGGCGCACACCAAAUGCCAGUGCCGCCAGCUCGCCACCUUCGCCGUGCUCGCCCAGCUGCCCAGAGACCUGGCCAUGGACCCCUCGGGGACGCCGUCGGUGCCGCUGAUGAUCGGCUGCGCCGUGUCCUGCAUGGCCCUGCUGACCCUGCUGGUGAUCUACGCCGCCUUCUGGAGGUUCAUCAAGUCGGAGCGCUCCAUCAUCCUGCUCAACUUCUGCGUCUCCAUCCUGGCGUCCAACAUCCUCAUCCUCGUGGGCCAGUCCCAGAUGCUCAGCAAGGGCGUGUGCACCAUGACCGCCGCCUUCCUCCACUUCUUCUUCCUCUCGUCCUUCUGCUGGGUGCUGACCGAGGCCUGGCAGUCCUACCUGGCGGUGAUCGGCCGGAUCCGGACACGCCUGGUCAGGAAGCGCUUCCUGUGCCUGGGAUGGGGGUUGCCAGCCCUCGUGGUCGCCGUCUCCGUUGGCUUCACGCGGACCAAAGGCUACGGGACAGCCAGCUACUGCUGGCUCUCGCUGGAGGGCGGUCUGCUCUACGCCUUCGUGGGACCCGCUGCUGUCAUCGUGCUGGUGAACAUGCUGGUGGGCAUCAUCGUCUUCAACAAGCUCAUGUCCCGCGACGGCAUUUCAGAUAAGUCCAAAAAGCAGCGAGCUGGCUCCAAGCCCCCCCCGUGCGGCAGCCUGCUGCUGAAAUGCACCAAGUGCGGCGUGGUGUCCAGCGCGGCCAUGACCUCCGCCACCGCCAGCAGUGCCAUGGCAUCGCUGUGGAGCUCCUGCGUGGUCCUGCCUCUGCUGGCGCUGACCUGGAUGUCGGCCGUGCUCGCCAUGACCGACCGGCGCUCCAUCCUCUUCCAGGUCCUCUUUGCCGUCUUCAACUCCGUCCAGGGCUUCGUCAUCAUCACCGUGCACGGCUUCCUGCGCCGAGAGGUCCAGGACGUGGUGAAGUGUCAGGUGGGGGGGUGCAGGAGCGAGGAGAAUGAGAACUCGCCCGACUCCUGCAAGAACGGGCAGGUGCAGAUCCUGACAGAUUUUGAAAAGGACGUUGACCUGGCGUGUCAGACAGUGCUGUUCAAAGAGGUGAACACCUGCAACCCCGCCACCAUCACGGGCACCUUGUCCCGCAUCUCCCUGGACGGCGACGAAGACCCCAAGCUCAACACCACCUCGGAGGGCAGCCUGGGCUUCUCCAGCCUGCCCGGGAACAUCCCCCCCGCCAGCAUCCUGGUGCAGGUGCCCAAGAUGACGCCCAACGUGGUGGCGGGUCUGACCGAGCUGGGCGAGCCGCCGGCGCAGCAGCUCAGCCUGGAGGCGCCGGGUCCCGUUUACCUGUGCACCGAGAGCAGCCUGAGGCCCCUGGAAUACGGCUGGAUCCGGGCCCCCGAGCCGCCCCGGGAGAGCGAUUACAUGAUGCUGCCCCGCCGCACCGGCAGCCUCAAGCCCUUCCCCCGGGACGAGGGGACACUCGGGGCCGGCGCAGAGGAGGCGGUGGCCGGCGGGACGGGGCGCCCGGCGGCCGAAGGGGACGCCUAUCCCGGCUUUGUGGCCGUGGAUCACGUCAACGUGAACCUCAACCAGCCCUACGCGACGGUGAAGACGCCCUACGGCCUGCAGUUCAAGCAGCACCCCACGGUGAGGCAGAUCCUGGCCUCGGAGCUGUCGGAGCGCAGCCGCACCAUGCCCCGCACCGUGCCCGGCUCUGCCAUGAAAGUGGGGUCCCUGGAGAGGAAGAGGUUGCGGUACUCUGACCUGGACUUCGAGAAGGUGAUGCACACACGGAAACGCCACUCCGAGCUCUACCACGAGCUCAACCAGAAAUUCCACACACUGGACCGGUACCGGGCUCCGUCCACCGGCUCCUCCAAGCGAGAAAAGCGGUGGAGCGUCUCCUCCGGCGGCGGGGACAAGAGCACGGGCAACGACGUGACCAGCCCCGAGGAGCAGCGGCCGAAGGCUCCGGCCGCGCCGCCCAAGCCAUGGAGCACGUUCAAGGCGAUGACGCUGGGCUCGCUGCCCAGCGCCCAGCGGGACCGGCUGGAGCUGUGCCGGCCAGACUGGGACAGCCCCUGCGCCGGCCUGGACGCGGCCGACGGCGACUUCCAGACCGAGGUGUGAGCCCCGCGCCCGCCGCCGCCGCCGCCGCCGCCCCGUGCGCGGCCCCGCCAGCCGACGCGCCGCGUUUGCUCCGCGCUCCGGGGCAGCCGGGGGGUCCCUGCCUGGCCGGAGCCGCUGUCCCCCCCCGGGAGAGCCGCCUCCCACUCGUCCUCGCGCGGUUCCUCCUCCUGCCACCCCCAGGACGCGGGUGUGGAGGGGACCCCCGCACUUUCCCCGCCCCCAAAUGCUCACCCACGCUCACGCCUGCACCCCUCCCCCGGGGCAGGACCGGCCGUCGAGGCCCUCAGACCUUCGUUCUUUUCUACCGGGAUGUUUCUUCACGCCGUGCACCGUGUGCACGCGAGCGGCCGCCCCCCGGGACCCCCCCAACCCCGGGACCCCCGCGGCCGCCCCCUCCCAGCCCUCCCCACCGUCCCCACCCCACGGGGCAGGUGCUGUCGUUGUUGGAAAUAAAAGUUCACUCUCUG